Molecule: messenger RNA, 1137 nt
Organism: Stereum hirsutum FP-91666 SS1
Lineage: Eukaryota; Fungi; Basidiomycota; Agaricomycetes; Russulales; Stereaceae
Exons: 1
Source: RefSeq, a predicted model, not a curated record
AUGUGCUUGGCCCUCAAUAUUUCAGAGCUAGCCUUUGCUGGUAAGAACAUGGUGGCAGCCGGAGAUUUUGCUCAGCUUCCACCUUCUACCUCGGGCUACUCGUUGUAUAGUCACACCGUUGGUACACUGCUCCACAAAACCAAUUCUGUCCACUUGCAGCGCACUGCUAUGGGAAAAGCACUAUGGCAUACAUUUACAACAGUCGUGAUCCUUACUCAGAAUAUGCGACAACAGGGAGCAAGUGACGACGAUAUUCGUUUCAGACAGAUAUUGAAUGAUCUGAGAUAUUUUGCAUGUACUACUGAGCAGGUAGAUUGGAUGAAUGCCAGAGCUGCAGGUCGGGCUCCGAGUCAGCCGCACAUCUACGACAAAAAUGUACGGCAUGUAUCGAUUAUCACUGCGUGGAAUGCUGCUCGGGACAAGAUGAACGAAUUAGGAGCCCCUUCAUUCGCGAGGGAUACUGGUCAAGCACUCCAUACGUUCCAUUCUCUCGAUCGCUGGUCUAGUGCUGCACCAGAUAAAGCCAACCCAUCCAAGCGCAAACGAAUAUCCAGCGCAGAUGUUAUUCGAGAUUCAGACGAAGUAGGCAUGGCAAUGCAAAAGGUAUUGUGGGAUGUAUAUCCGGCACGCACAGACCACCAUCCGGGUAAACUAGCGCUAUGCAUAGGCAUGCCUGUGUUAAUCAAACACAAUGAAGCGACAGAGGCAGGUGUCACUAACGGCGCAGAAGGUCACGUUAUUGGAUGGCUGGCACAUUCAUUUGGUGACGGUAAAGAAACACUUGACACACUGUUUGUGAAACUGAAGCUAAGUGCAACAGUGGUCAAAGUCGACGGCUUACCAGAUAAUAUCGUCCCUGUCUGCGCGUACGUAAAAUCUAUCGAAGUGCAGCUCCCAGACGAUUCAAAAGUAAGGAUAUCACGCACCCAAGUACCCGUAGUAUUGAACUUCGGUAUGACCGAUUAUGGCAGUCAAGGUCGAAGUAGAGAAUACAACCCAAUUGAUCCCGCUGAAUGUAGAAAUCAUCAAUCAUUAUACACUUGCCUGUCCCGUGGAACAUCGUGGAGCAGCACAAUCCUUGUGAGGCCUGUUCCGGUAGCAGUUGCAAAGGGACGCAUUUCAGAGCAGCUUCGGAAA